This is a messenger RNA of Stylonychia lemnae, 405 nucleotides long. Lineage: Eukaryota; Ciliophora; Spirotrichea; Sporadotrichida; Oxytrichidae. The record is from the annotation of a GenBank genome assembly.
AUGAUUAUUUGGAGAAGCUGGACUGACCAAGGCAAGAUAAGACUAUUGAAAAUGAUCAGCAAUAUGUUUAAGAUCCUUACACCAAUUAAGAAUUUGGGCAAACUUGAGGAGUUAGACCUAACGUUAUUGCUUCUUAUACUGGUUAUGAAAACUUUACUCCAGUUUGAUCAAGUUAAUGUUAGAGAUAAUAACAAGCAAAAUUUAAAGAAACAUCACCCUCCUCUUUUCAAGCUUCAAUAUCUAAAUCUGAGAAGCAACGAGAUAUCUAACCUUUAGAAUUUAGACUAGUAGUUCGUUUAACUCAAGCUUAAAGAUAUUAAUGUGCUAAGUUGCCAAAUCUAAUAAAAAAUCUCAAGUUUAAAUUCCUCAUAACAUAAGUAUUAAUUGUCAAACCCAAAAACAUGA